AUGGAAGAGAUGUGGUUGUUGUGUGAUUAUAAGGGUAAGCAGUUUGAUGUGAGGGUGGAAGAUGUUGACUUAACUAGUAUUUUGGAUUUGUUCAAUGAGAUACAUGAUGAGUCUGUCAAGCAAGGUGUGUGGUUGCCUGAAAAUUUUAGAGUCUAUUACAAGCAUCCUAGGACCAAAAAACUAGUGGAGUUGUAUGAUGAUCCACAUCUUUCAAAUAUGUGGGGUGGGUUUGUAGGAUUGGAUACUGUUGAGAAAGUAGGUGCUGUAAAGAAAAAGGGAGCAAAGAAGGGGUUUAAAACUGCUAAAACCACUGCCAAGAGGGUUGGUACAUAUGUACCAAAGACUAGGAGAUCAGAGAGAGGGGUUAGAAAGCCUAGAAAUCCUCCCCAACAACCUGAGCAUCAACUUGAGCAUAGGGAACCUGAACUAGCAGAAGAAUCUGAAGAUGAUGAUGAUGAUGAUGAAGAUGAUGAUUAUGUUGGGGAAGAAGGGAGUUCAGAGGAUGAGGGUUAUGAUUUACAAGUAGAGGAUGAAGUUGAGGGUGAAGAACUGGAUGUAUUGCUAGAGAAAGAAUUUGAGGAUUACUUGGAUGGUGGGUCAGUUUUUGAUAAGUUGUACACAAAUGGUACAUUUGUGGGAGAGAUGCUUUUUGGGCAGGUGAAGCUUGAUCAGUGGAUGAUAUUUUCAAACAAAGAUCACUUCCUUGGAGUGUUCAAGGACUACUGUAUUCAAGAGGGGUUUGCAGUGAGGGUUGAGAAGGCUGACAACCUUAGGUUCACUGCUAGGUGUAUAAUAGAGGACUGUGAGUGGAGAAUUCAUGCAUCCAAACUGAUGGAUGGCAUUAGUUGGGCCACAAAGUCUGUAAUAGGUGAGCAUAAGUUGUGUGGGAGAAUGGAGGAGAACCCAAUGGUUACCAGUGUUUCGUUAACAAGACGUUUGGGUGAUGUAAUUAGUGCAAACCCUGAUGUACCUGUGCACUCAUUACAGAAAAUGUGUUUGGAAAGGUUUAGGAUAAAUGUCAAGGAAAGGUUGUUAUAUAAGGUGAAGUGCAUGACAAAGGAGCAGAUGUAUGGGGGCUUUUCUGAAUCCUAUGGGCUGCUACCAGCAUAUGCUGAGAUGAUAAAGAGGACUAACACUGGUAGCUAUGCUUUGGUGACUUGGACAACCAACUCUUCAAACAACACACCAAAGUUCAAGGCUUGUUUCUUCUCAUUUGCUACUCAGUUCAAGGGGUUUCUAAGACGGUGCAGACCUAUUAUUGCAGUUGAUGGGACACAUUUAAGUGGGUUCUAUAAAGGAAUCUUGUUGACUGUUGUGGGUAUUGAUGGAAAUAAUGAAAUAUUUCAAAUUGCUUAUGGGAUAGUGGACAUAGAGAGCAAAGAUAGCUGGACCUAUUCUUUCAGAAACUUGAAGUUGGUUUUCCAGUCACAAGGUGUUAACAAGGAUGACUGGACAUUCAUAAGUGACAGGAUGAGGGGUGUUGAGGGAGCACUGUUGGAGAUUGCUGCUAAUGCCUACAACCUUUAUGUAUACAACAAAGCCAUGGAGAAGAUAACAAAGGUUGAUCCUAAAGCUACAGAAUAUCUGGACAAGGCAGAGGAGCAGUGGUCUAGGCAUGUAUUUGACCCUGUUGUGUGUUGUGAUCACAAGACAACAAAUUUUGUUGAGUCUUUCAAUGCAUGCAUAAAACCUUUCAGAGAUCUCCCUGUUCUCACUUUGUUGGAAGAAAUUAGGGGUUGGUGCAUGAAAAAAAUGGGGGCAAGAUUUGACAGAGCUGUUGACAUGGAACCCACUGACCUCACUGAGUAUGCCACUAAAUUGUUGGAGGUCAGGGCUGAUGAAAGCAGAUUUUUCCAUGUUGUGGAAGCUGGUGGAGGGGAGUUUGAGGUGCUGGAUGAUCAUGUGCACUUCCCUAUUAGGCUAGAAACUAGGACAUGUGGUUGUGGCAAAUGGCAGGGCACUGGUAUACCCUGCAAACAUGGUUUGAGGGUUAUUUUUGACCAGAGGCUUAACUCACAUGACUAUGUCUCUGAAUACUACAAGGGGGCUGCAUAUAAAGAGACCUAUGCAAGCCACAUACACCCCAUGCCUAACUCCUCUCAAUGGCCUGAGUUUGAACUCCCUGUAAUUCACCCUCCCCCAUUCAAAAGAUGUGCUGGAAGGCCUGCUAAACAGAGGAGGAGAGGUCCAAAUGAGAAGAAAAAAGGGAAGAGGAGCAGCACUAUUAAGUGUGGCAAGUGCAAAGAAGUAGGCCACAAUUCAAGGACAUGCAAGGGAGGGGCUACACAGAAGCAAAGAAAGGAAUCUGGUGCAUCAACAUCCCAACCACAACAAUCUGAAGGGAGGAAAAGAAAGGCUGCUGCUAGUCCAUCAACUUCCAAGGUGGAACAAAAAAACAAAGAAAGGAAGGCUACAGUUUGA
Molecule: messenger RNA, 2421 nt
Organism: Beta vulgaris subsp. vulgaris (sugar beet)
Lineage: Eukaryota; Viridiplantae; Streptophyta; Magnoliopsida; Caryophyllales; Amaranthaceae
Exons: 5
Coding region: 1-2421 (806 amino acids)
Molecular function (GO): zinc ion binding
Source: RefSeq, a predicted model, not a curated record